Physella acuta is the source of this 1507-nucleotide messenger RNA. RefSeq lists its product as uncharacterized. Gene Ontology annotation, biological process: heterophilic cell-cell adhesion; homophilic cell-cell adhesion. Gene Ontology annotation, cellular component: adherens junction. Lineage: Eukaryota; Metazoa; Mollusca; Gastropoda; Physidae. The record is from RefSeq and is a predicted model, not a curated record.
GCCAAAGCUUCAAUGAAGGAAGAAAAUGGCGAUAAAGUUUAUUUAUAUAGUCUCUGCCAUUGGGUGUCAGUGCUGUAUAACUUGCAUCGUCUUUUAUCUGUGCUCCAAUGUUUGUGAAGGUCUACACAACUCACCCGAUGACGCGUGCCCAUUCAUCUUUCAGCCUUCAACUGGCGAAUUAAUACAGUAUAAAACUCAGAUAAGAUCCAACUACAAUUCGUUACAGCCCAAGGUGUUAGCCGUAUCAACAAAGAAAAACGCAGCCGAUGCUUUUAAACUGAUCUGCAUGGUGGAUCUGACCCAUGGUUGCGAUGGUAGACCAGUAUACCCUUGUUAUUGUAAUCACACGGAUCUCCAUGGCAACCACCACGCUGUUGUCAUGGUCAACAAAACAAGUGCACAUAGCGACGCUGAGAUAAAGGAAGAAGUUUUUACAACAGACAACGUUCUCAUUUUUAGUUUCACACAGACUUUGUCUGACCCUCCAGAAGGGGUACACAUGAAGGUCAACGGUCAAGUCGACAAUGACGUCACUGUAAACAAAACGUCAGAAGUCAGCAUUACGUGUCAAGCCGGAGGCUACCCGGAACCCGAGUUGAGAAUAUCCACAGGGUUCAAGUCGAACCCUAAAACCCUGCGGGAGAUGAGGUCUAACACUCUAACCUGGGCCACGAACGUGACUUGCCGUGACACUGGCCACUAUUUCUGCUCGGCCAACAGCACAGUUGGCCAUCUCAUGACUAACGUCACCAUCUACGUCGAAUGUGCCAUGGAACUGCUCGGGUCUACAAAAAACAAUUCUCGGUACUAUGGAGUAGCUGGUGGCCAAGUUUCAGUGGAUCUUGAUGUGUCUGGCUACCCUGAUCCCACAUCCUACACCUUGAUGUCAGAACAUGAGGCCAACAUCACUGAUGGCCACAGGUAUCUGGCCAAGUACACCAAGACCGGAAUGGCCAUGGGUACAAUCAAUCUCACGCUGUUUGACCUAAAGCCCGAUGUGUUUCGAACCCACUACUUUCGCGUGGACAACGGCGUGGCUGAUACACUCACAUUUACGUUUGAAGUUCUAAAAAAAACUACUGGUCAGUCUCUUGCCCUAUCUUCAUUUACAUCUGAUUUUAGAGUCAAUGAAAAUUUGUGGGUGAUUUUCCUGAUCAUAUUUUCUGUAGUGAUUUUCAUGGCCCUCGUGUGUCUGUUAAUUUGUGCAUUUACCUACAGGAAUAAAGGCGACAGUAAGGAAGAAGUGAAGGCCGUGAGUUUUAAAACUGAUCAUAUCAGGUCAAUUCGACGCGUCAUUGACUACCCCACCAGUCCCAGAACUGUGCAACAGGGGGGUGACACCCAUCAUUACCAGGGGGGUAACGCCCACCAUUACGCCGUACCGAUCGUCCAUCGUCCAGCCAGCCAAUUAGACUGCGGGUAUAUUGACGUCAUUGAUGACGUCAUCGACGAGAGGGGAGGCUACUCCAAUAGUCUGCCCAUUAUAGAUGGAGGGAUUGACCCAUAA